AGAAAGCGGCUGCAGGGGGAGGACGCUGCCAAAAUGAGCACAAGAUAGAUAUAUUUUAAAUAAAAAACUAGUAUAUUUCAGUAUUUAGUUAACAAUGGAGGAACAGCGUCGUCUUCGGCAGUUUCCAUCCAAAUGAGCUCCUUGGUUUUGUUGUUGGGAGACAGAGGCGCCUGACAGGAGACUGACUCCUCUUCCAGGAUCCUAACGAGAGCUCAAACCACCGAUGAGAACGAUGUCUGAUGAGACAGAGCAGAGAAUGUGUGACGAAGACUUCGGGUCGGAUGAGGAAGGAGAGGAGGGAGACGUGGAGUCGUUCAUGGAGGACAACAGCAGCGAGCUGGUGGACCGCCUGAGGGAGCUGGAGGCAGAAAACUCAGCUCUGAUGUUGGCCAAUGAGAGUCAGAGAGAGGCUUAUGAGAGAUGUUUGGAUGAGGUGGCCAACCACGUGGUCCAAGCUCUGCUGAAUCAAAAGGAUCUGAGGGAGGAGUGCAUCAAGCUGAAGAUGUUGGUGUUCGACCUGGAGCGACAGAACCGAGCGCUUUGUGAGCUCUUUCAGCAGAAACUGCCCAACCACCCCACGGCUCACUACCAGGUCCAGGCGGGACCCCUCCCAGACUACAAUGCACAGCUGCACAAUGACUCUGCAAAACAGGUGGAGCCUGCACAGACUGAAGCACAAGCCAAGGGAAAUGGCUACCGCACACAACAUGCCUCCCCGGGCCCUCGUGGCCCCGCCACCUCCAUGGAGGCCCUCUCUCCCUUCUUCAAGAAGAAAGCACACAUCCUGGAGGUCCUCCGCAAGAUGGAGGAGACGGACCCUCUGAAGUUCCACCCGUCCACCACCAGCUUGUCUUUCUGCGACUACAGCCAGGUGCUCAUGUCCACAGAGGCUGUUUUGGCUACAGCAGCAGACCCCCUCCCACUACCGUGCAAACCCCACCACACACACUGCCACUGCUCCCGCUCAGACACCGACUCACACCAACAUGUGAACGGUGACGGGGGGGUGAAGUGUGAGGCGGGGAACACCUGCUGUUUACACUGCAAGAGGAGCCCUGACAGUCCUCCGAAACCUUGCAACCACGUCUGUAGUCCUUCCAAAGCCCCCCAGAGCCAUGUCGUUCCUACAGCUGCUAUUAGCGAAUGUCUCAGUAAGAGCAGGACAGCAGAGCCCCCGUCCAAACAAUGCACCAAGAAUGAAGCCCAGCAGCCACCGGCAGGCGCUGCAGCACGGGUCUCAGUACCAGAACCUGAUCAGAGCCUGGAGGUGAUGGACGUGGAGCAGGAGAGCUCUGAGAGUCUAAAUGUCUCUGAAGAACUCACCGGCUUCUAUCCCACAUCCCAUCUGACCAGUUCUGUGAAGGAAAGCGCACAAAUCCUCCACCAUGACAUGGAAACAAGCGACGGUGUUCACAACGGCGUCAGCACCUUCCUGUCGAACGACCUGUCAGCAGUCCCGGAGAAAGACGUCCCAGAUCCGCAGGCUUCUUCCGCCAGGGCCAACGCCUCCGUGAGCCCCAGCCCGUCCUGCCUCACCGAGAUCAAAACCGCCGCCAUGAACUCUCCGUCCAAAAUGCUCAAGUUCCUGAAGAUUCCCACGAUGGGAGAGAAGUCCCAACCCUCCACGUCCGCCGUGAAGCUGAGCCCGCAGCUCACCCGCAGCUCCAGGAUCCCCUGCCGCACCAACAACUACGAGGUGUACCACUCCCCUGUUCCCCCCCGCAGAGCCACCACCACAGAGAGGUGCCGGCAGCCCCCCCCACCCCCCGCCAGGUCCGAGUCCUACCCGGCAACACACUCCGCCCCGACGUCCCCUCCUCAGUCUGAAGACGUCUGCUCCCCGCCCGUUAAGGAAGUAAGCUACAGCAGCCUCUCAGCGCCUAAAGCUGCUCCAAAGAUGGCCGCUCCUCCUUCUGCAUCCUCCUCCUCACCGAAAAUAGCACAGAGGGUCCCUCAUUAUGAAAAUGUCUCUGUCAUGUCCAGAGAAGAGGAACCAACACAAGGCCAGAAAAGAACCACACUUCCAUCUCAAACAAAGGGGAACGGCGGUGAGAGGAAGCUCGUCAAGUCGCUACCAGAAAGUGUCCUGAACCCUCCUCCUCCGCAGAGAAAGGAGUCGACCACUUCCUCGUCCGAGACCUCGUCAGACGAUGAGGACUCGGACAGCCCGGUGUGGGUCAACCAGCACAAUCUGCCCGGUGCGUCCGCUCCAGGUAAGCUCACACAGGGAAGACUUAACUUCUCACAAACCAGAGAGAAACAAGAGGUGGAUGUGAGGGAGAUGCAGAGGUCCGAUGUGGCCCAGCAGCCGCCUCCUCCUCCAGCCAGGAGGACCGACUCCUCCAUCCCUAAGAGGCCUGCAGCGGUGGCAGCGAGACCCCAGCCGGACUCCAGUCACCACGCUUUCAAAGACAGGCUGGCUGCUCUAGGGAAGCUGAGGAGUUCAGAGGAUCUACAGGUCGGUCUGAGGCCGGUGGAAGAGGGCACCUACGCAGAAGAAAGGUGUAAAACAGAGGAGAGGCCGAUGGAGCUCCAGAAAGAAGAACAGAGACAUUCAAAAUACAUCGACUCUUUGGAUAGUAAAAGCAAAGUUAGUAUUGGUGGUUUAAAAUACCCGGGGUCGUCUCAGCUGUAUGAACACCCUGUGAAAUCUACAGCGGGGAAACAAGAACUGUGCGUGACCAAAACCGAAGGCCCCAAGAGUAAAAUUGGUCUGCCGUCCCCUAAUGCUGACGCUCCACAGGUGCUACGCAACAACAUCAAAUGUCCUGGCUCCCUGAAUCUGGCCUAUAACCUUAAACCAGUCCCUCACAGUAGCAACAGCCCCAAUAAAAUCCCCCCAAAGUCACCGUCCAAACCAUGCCAGGGCCCGUCCGUCCACAAAGCAGCGAAACCCGCGGAGUCGCCUCGUUACUCGUCUAAAUCAGAGGAGAGGACCAAGAUCAGUGGGAAAGGGAAGAAGAAUCCGAUGUUUGGAGACAGCCUGCCGCCGCCUCCUCCGAGACCUCCAACGUCGGAGGUGGAGAAGCCCCCGCCGCCGGCCACCAGCCCGACGUCCGCCAUCGAGCAGAAAGUGAUGAAGGGCAUCGAGGAGAACAUGCUGAAGCUGCAGGUGCUGGACCGGGGACCGCAGCCCACCGAGGUGAAGCAGAAAGCCUCCAACGGCAUCGCCAGCUGGUUCGGCCUGAAGAAGAGCAAACUGCCCGCGCUGCGCAAAACGGACGCCACGAAAGUGAAUGAGAAGCGGGAGUGGAAGAUCAGCAUCCCCUCGGUGGGCAGGGACCCUGUGAAGGUGGCCAGUAGGUGUAAAGAAGGAGUGGAGGGCCUGAACAUCUCCACGCUGAUGGAGAAGGCGGAGGGGCUGCGGAGGGCUCUGGAGGAGGAGAGGGCGUACGUGGAGAGGUCGGGCAGAGGUCACUCCUGCGAGGUGGUGAUGGACCAAUCUCAGGGACAGCUGGCCGUCAUGUACCGGGGGGGACGCUCAGACAACUUCAUGCAGCAGCUGCUCAACAGAGUGGACGGGAACGAGAUGAUCACCGUGCCGCAGCGCCGGCUCUCCUUCGACUGUAAGACCUCGAAGCCGAUGUUUUGUCAGCAGGGCGACGUCAUCAGUCACACCACCAGUCGAGACGAUAUGGAGAAGGGAUCAGACAGAAUCGGCAAGAUCACAUCAGAUGAAAACCUCGCCGAUUCAGUUCACUCCCAACACUUCGCAGGCUCUGGUGUCUCCACCUACACGCUGGACAGCGGCAUCGGGACCUUCCCGCUGCCCGACUGCAGCAGCGGGGCCGCCGGUCGGGGUCUCUCCAAGGCGCGGGCCGGAGCCGAGCGCCACUCCUCGGGCUCCCCGGGGCGGGCCGGGCGGCGGGCCAGGACCCUGGACAGAGAGCCCGUGACCCAGGAGGAGAACUACGCGGCUCACAAGCAGCUGAUCCCCACCAUCCAGUACGCCUCCGCGCUCGAGGGGAGGGGCUCUGUCGGGGUCAUCCGUGAAGACAGAGAGUCCCACGCUCCGAACAUGUUCUCCCCCCGCUCAAAGACCUGGACCUUCCCCAACCUGAAGACCGCCGCCGGGCCUGCAGAGGUCUACCUCGCUGUGGAGGAGGAGGAGGAGGAGGAGAGCUUCGGGUCUCCCUUCAGAGCGAGCUCGAAGGCGGUCGGGCCCUCCUCCAGCCGGGCGGCGGACCCCGGCAGCCUGCCCGUCCCGGCCCCGUCGGGGGGGAGCCGCCGGGGGAAGACUCGCGCGCCCAGCGUCCCGGAGGUGAGCCGGGGGGAGGGGGGGCUGGAGCUCCUCAGGGAGCGUCCCGAGGAGGCGCUGUCCCCCAGCCGCCCGCAGAUCCUGGAGACCCCCGAGUCCCUCAGCGACUCCCUGUACGACAGCCUGUCCUCCUGCGGCAGCCAGGGGUGAACGAGGACACGAAAAACACAAAAAACAGCACCGCUCUGAACUUACUGUGAUGCUGCUCGCCCAACGCCACAUCUUUGAGGACUUCCUGUUGAUGUCCACAGGAACAAGGCGGUGAUGCGUUCUCUUUAAGCAACUGGAAAGACGCUCGAUGGACUCUCCUCAGGAUUUCAAAGCCAAAAGCCACCCCCAAAUAAAAUAGGUUCACUUUUUGUCCCACAGACUGGACUGUGGACACUUGAUGUAUACAGGACUACAAAACGCAUGGCUAAGCUAAUGACUAGCACAAAGUGAUCACUCCCGGUAGUUGUUCCAGCAGCGCGUCUUUUAGUUUUGAAUCAUCCUGGUAGACAGAUCUUUGUUAUGGAAGAAGAAGAGCUGAGCCUUCUGCUCUGGACAUCAUAAUGUAUUGGAGAAAAAAAACUAAACAUGGAGCUCCUUAAAAAAAUGAAUGUUCAUGUCUGUGAUUCUUUAUUGCUAAAUUCAUGCAUCACGAUUUUAAAUGUAUAAACGAUUUUAUUGAUCAUGUUGAUAUUGUUUUGCGACCCAUGAAGGUUGUCAGAAUACGUCUGUUUUGAAAUCUUAAUACAUUUAAAGGUAAUAUAUACCAGCAAUAAUAACAUAGAUAAGAGAAAUGGCUACACUAUUCAAUGAAUAUGUAUUUCUAUUAUUUAUUUAUUUUCAAUGUGCAUCGUUUGCAUUCAUCUCUUUUUUUUCAUUUUGUAAUCUUUCUGUGAAAAUUGCAGUCUCCUCGCUUCAGUAGAUUAUGUUCAUAUCUUGUAUUUCAACAUCUGUUGCUGUUCGUUCCCUAGCCAUAGAGGUCUAUGUACCUACUGCCGUUUUUCAACUUUCUAAUUAAAAUGUUCUGAUUUA
Trematomus bernacchii (emerald rockcod) is the source of this 5278-nucleotide messenger RNA. It is a transcript of the gene nckap5l, whose product is annotated as NCK-associated protein 5-like. Gene Ontology annotation, cellular component: microtubule plus-end. Gene Ontology annotation, biological process: microtubule depolymerization; microtubule bundle formation. Lineage: Eukaryota; Metazoa; Chordata; Actinopteri; Perciformes; Nototheniidae. The record is from RefSeq and is a predicted model, not a curated record.